This is a messenger RNA of Penicillium nucicola, 783 nucleotides long. RefSeq lists its product as uncharacterized. The transcript has a single exon. The coding region runs from base 1 to 783 and encodes 260 amino acids. The record is from RefSeq and is a predicted model, not a curated record. Lineage: Eukaryota; Fungi; Ascomycota; Eurotiomycetes; Eurotiales; Aspergillaceae.
AUGCGGACUUCCCAGUGGAUCUGGAUCACAGCCGCAUUCCUCCCAAUCGCCCAUACAACCCCCACAGAACCCUUUACACCAGCGACAAACGCCCAAACGAACAAAAGAGCCUUUGAAGUCCUCCGCCUCCUCCGCCGAGCAGACGACAACAACUGCCCCUCGGGCUACAAUCCCUGCACAGAUCUGGGCAACUCAGACGCAUGCUGUAGACAAGGGACGAACUGCUCCAAGGAUGCCGCCAACAACAUCGCCUGCUGCGCGACCGGCGCAAGCUGCACAGGCAGCCUAACGGGGGCAACGACUGCCACGACCGCAACGACAGGCACCGGGACGAGCUUCAUGUUUCCGCAGACGGCAUCGGCGACCGCAACAAGCGAGGACUCCACGUCGACGGGCUCGACGAUUGAUGGCGCUUAUCCGUUUAUCGCGGUGCCGACGGCGUUUAACAAUCCCCAGUCGUGCUCGAGUUACUAUUCUGUCUGUCAGUCCGAGUAUACGCAGUGUACCGGGGCAUUGAUGGGACGGUAUGCUGUUACGAUUGAUGCGAAUGGGGCGGGGAAGACGGUUCAGGCUGUGACCGCUGCGUCGCAGGCGACUUCUAUUUGUUCCAGUCUGAGUGUUGAGGCUUGCCAUGGGAUUAAUCUCGAUUACUGUGGUUCGGUCGCUACGCAGACUGGGGGUUCUGGGUCGGAUGCUAGCGGUAAUGCGGCCUCUGGGAGGACUUCUAGUCUUCAGGAUCUUGUCUUCGGGCUUGCUGUUGGGUUUGCGGGUAUGUUUAUAUGA